Messenger RNA from Amphibalanus amphitrite, 1481 nucleotides. Its product is annotated as ribonuclease P protein subunit p20-like. NCBI's taxonomy places the organism in Eukaryota, Metazoa, Arthropoda, Thecostraca, Balanomorpha, Balanidae. The record is from RefSeq and is a predicted model, not a curated record. Gene Ontology annotation, cellular component: nucleolar ribonuclease P complex; ribonuclease MRP complex; endoplasmic reticulum. The coding region runs from base 854 to 1255 and encodes 133 amino acids. Gene Ontology annotation, molecular function: nucleic acid binding. The transcript is spliced from 4 exons. Gene Ontology annotation, biological process: intracellular calcium ion homeostasis; tRNA 5'-leader removal.
AUGUUCACUGUUUAUUUUAUUGGUAGUCAGCUGAUUCAUAGAAAUAAAUAGCAAUAAAGACCUAUCUAUAAUAAAGACCUACCGGACAUGCGCGUAUAGUUGCAUCAUAUUCACAUUUAGAUUCACAUUCAGCGGACCUACCUGCCUAGAAACAACAUAGAAAUAGGGACUUUUGAUAUUCCCAUGAGCUGCAAUUGUCAAUUUAUAAUCAAAAUGCACCCAUAAUGGCUGAUGUUGAAGAAUCGAAGGAAGUGAAUCAUGGAACUAUUGAUAAAGAGGACGAGUUGACCCAAGAUGAGUAUCAGCUGAAGAAAAGACUGCCAAGAAAACUUCCUAGAAGGUCUAAUGAUGUAUAUGUAAACAAAAAGUCAAAUUUUAAGGCUCAGCUUGUGCGCUGUGAACGACUUUUUGAAAAAGGCUACACCGAAAUAUUUAUUCAUGGGAUGGGUGCGGCGAGCCCGCGCGCCAUCAACCUAGCGCUGCAGCUGAACAUAAACCACCGAAACACGCUCUCGGUGGCGACCAACACGUCCACGCAGCGCGUGGUGGACGACCUGGUGGCGCGCGACGAGCAGCGGCCGGCGCGCACGCAGACGCGCAGUGUCAGCGCCAUCCACAUCCGGCUGGCCAAGACCGUGCUGGCCUGAGCGGCACGGCAGGUGGUGGUGGUGUGCCGCAGACUGCGAACCGGUGAACUGCUGACAGGGAUAACGAGCACAUUCGAGACGGCUCGGACGUCCGAUCGCAGAGACAACACGGUUGGUGUUAUUUCCGGCUGUGUGACUGUGCGUGGGAGCGCUAUCGUGAUUCGUAGGAAACGGGACACUGACUCGGACUCGUGCCGUCGUUGGCAAUGAUCCUCUCAGUGAAGGAGCUGACGCAGUGGCUGGGACUCACGCCGUUCGAGAUCUGGCUGCAGCUGGCGGCCGCGCUCGUCUUCACCAUCCUGAUGAUGCUGCGUGACCUGUUCCCGGGAGCAAUCACCUGCUGGCACGCCAUGACGCCCUUCUUUGUCAGCGACGCACUCUCGGCCUACGUGUGCGUCAUCAUGCUGAUACGCACCUACAUCGACGGCUGGCACAAGCCCGCCGCCAUGCGCGCCCUCUGGAGCUUUUUCGUCCUAUCGCUGAUGUUCACCUUCAAGUACCUGCUGGUGCGCAAGCUGACCGACAACAUCGGCUUCGAGUACUCUGAGGUGAUGGCUCCGCUGUUUGUCAUCCUGAACAUGGUGAUGGUGCGCGCCUGCCAGCUCUGACGUCAGCGGGGGCCGCCGGGACUGCUGGCGUCUACGGUGUCUGUGAGAGCGCCGGCGAGCGCGACUCCUACAGGUGCAGGGCGCGAUUGGACGCAUUGGAUUCGCGAGGGGCGAGCGUCAGCCGUGACCGUUCGUCGAUGUGCGGCGUCUGGUCUGCUGGGCGAUAGUGCUGUCUCCUGGUGGCGCACACAGCGAUAUAUGCAGGCUAAUAUAUCUGCAGAACAUG